AUGAAAUCUUAUAUACUUGUGGUGGCGUUUUGCACCCUCGGUGUACUCGCCCAGGAUAGUUUCGAAAGCCAAAGUGUCCGUUUCAUUUUAAAAAUCUACGACGAAUGUGCUAAUUCAGAAGGCUUCUCACCAUGUUUGAAGAAAAAAGCCGUCACCUUUCUAGAUAGGGUUGCCAGAAUGGACAAACUACCCUUAAUGGAUGGUGUUAGUUUGGUGAAAAGCAAAGAUGCUAUUCAAGAGCCUCAAAUAGCUGAAAACGAAAUUGAAGAAAAUUUACCGAGAUCAUUGGAAGGUCAAGAUGAAGCCCUCAAUAAUUUAUUAUCUGACAGGGUUACAAAUCUUCUAGGGUCAAGGACAAUUGAAAUUUCAAUGCCAAAUAUUUCAGAAAUGAUUGAAGAAGGUCGUAAAGGAGGCGGCGGCGGUGGUGGUGGCGGUGGCAAAGGAGGCGGCGGAAAAAUGAAAGACAUGAUGGGCGGCAUGAUGAUGGCUAUAGCCGCCAAAAUGGCAGCCCUCAUCCCCAUAGCCAUCGCCGGUCUUUUCCUUCUUGCAGGGAAAGCUUUGAUUACAGCCAAGAUAGCGUUGCUCAUUUCAGGAAUAAUUGCACUGAAAAAAUUGUUUGCUGCUAAACAACAUGGAGGUAGCCACCACGGAGGUGGAUGGUCCAGUGGUGGAGGUGGAGGGGGAGGAGGGUGGCAGUCCUCUGGUGGUGGCUGGGAUAAGAGGUCCAUCGAAGCAGCUCAACAGUUAGCCUACAAGCCGUAUAAACAAGCAUAA
This is a messenger RNA of Ceutorhynchus assimilis (cabbage seed weevil), 774 nucleotides long. The record is from the annotation of a GenBank genome assembly. Lineage: Eukaryota; Metazoa; Arthropoda; Insecta; Coleoptera; Curculionidae.